GUGUAACUUGUAGCCUCAACCUUCUUCAGACAAAUCUAUUAACCAAUUGAAUUUCUCUUUUGCUUCUAAUCUUCAGCAGAAAAAAAAAAAUACGAAACCAAACUUCGCAUAUUCACUUGCGUGAGAUUCACGAUGAUCAUGAUCGCCGACUCCGUCACAGUCAUCGCCGCCAAAAACAUCUGUAUCCUCCGUGGUUAUCAGUUCUCCAUCGCCGAUUCAUCUCCCGAACAGAUCUCCGCUAUGCUUCACCCUUGCGACGCGGUGGCGCCACCGCCGGUGAAACCUAGUACACAUAGAUCAUCGAGGAAGACGCUUACCCGGAAAAGACGACGAACCAGACGGAAGCUAUCCGGCGAUGAUUCUGGAGGGGAGGGGUUAUUUUUUGGUGGCGGCGGUGAUGGUGUUUUCGGUGGUGGAAGUGGAGGUUUUGGUGGCGGUGGUGGUGGAGGAGGUGGUGGUGAUUGGAAUUUUAAUGGAUUUGGAGAGGGAGAUAAUUGGGAUGAACCUUCGUCGUCGUUGCCGGAUCCGGCGUUCGAUUUUGUUUAUCAGGUGUUGUCUUGGAUUAUGCUGUCGAAUUGUUUACAUUUUGCGUUUAAGAAGAUUGUUAGGAUUGUUUCGGAUGGUAGGGAAAAGGUUCCUACCUGAUUGACUCCAAUUUGCUGAUUUCUUUGGUACAUUUUCUGAUCCAGAAUCCUCAUAUCAAUGCUUGUUGGGUUGGGACUGGUUAUUGUAGGAUUGGGUUUACUUUGUUUUAUUUAAAUUUGGCAAUUACUGUAAAUAGUAUAUUGUACAUAAUUUAUCAUCUAAUAAGAAUUGCUAUCUUAUUUCUAUGU
This is a messenger RNA of Vicia villosa (hairy vetch), 833 nucleotides long. RefSeq lists its product as uncharacterized. The record is from RefSeq and is a predicted model, not a curated record. The transcript has a single exon. NCBI's taxonomy places the organism in Eukaryota, Viridiplantae, Streptophyta, Magnoliopsida, Fabales, Fabaceae. Bases 133 to 645 code for a protein of 170 amino acids.